UGACUGUCUGUCCUCAGUCUCUUUCUGUACAACAGCUCGCCUACAGCGGCCAUGGAGGACUGAUCCUUCAUAGGCCUAAACACAAUUGCCAACAGAUGCACUUACCAGCCCUGCCUUAUAUUAGACUGACGGACGAUACAGGGGAAACAUGUCUAGUUCCUACUCAUUUCAAAGGAACGGUCGGGAGAAAAAGGUCCAGUUCCAGGAGUCGUUCGAGGCUGUGUCUGAUAAGACGAACGUGAAGGACAGUACGGGGUUCUUAGACCGGUCCCAAAACUCCUGUUCUCUGGGUGUGAGCAACGUGUCCUACACGGUCAGUGAGAGAGUGGGACCAUGGUGGGACCUCCCCUCCUACAGGAAGAAAUGGACGAGGCAGAUCCUCAACGAUGUGUCCUUCCAUGUGGAGAGUGGUCAGCUCAUGGGCAUCUUAGGGAACUCAGGCUCGGGGAAGACCACCCUGCUGGAUGCCAUAGCGGGCAGGAUUGGGAACACAGGUUCCCUUCAGGGGGACGUCUUCAUCAAUGGCAGGAAACUCAAGACAGAACAGUCUCAGGACUGCUUCUCGUAUGUUCUACAGAGUGAUAACCUGCUGAGUUACCUGACUGUGGAGGAAACCCUCAUGUUCACGGCUCAGCUGGCCCUGAAGAGACACUCCACAGAAGCCAUCCGCAAGAAGGUGUCGGCUGUGAUGGCGGAGUUGAGUUUGGGUCAUGUGGCUCAUUGUGUCAUCGGCGGACGUAUCUUCCCUGGCAUCUCUGGGGGCGAGAGGAGACGGGUGUCCAUCGCCGGGCAACUUCUCCAGGACCCCAAGGUGAUACUGCUGGACGAGCCAACCACAGGCCUGGACAGUAUGACAGCCAAUCAGAUAGUGGUGUUGUUGGCGGAGUUGGCAAGGAGAGGUCGCAUCGUCAUAGUAACCAUCCAUCAACCUCGCUCAGAACUCUUCAGGGUGUUCAGUAGGAUUGCCAUAAUGAGUCUGGGUGAGCUAGUGUUCUGUGGGGAGCCGGGGCAGAUGGUGGACUUCUUCAGUGGCCUCGGCUAUGAAUGCCCCGAGUACUGCAACCCAUUUGAUAUCUACGUCGACCUAACGUCAGUGGACACCCGCUGCAGCGAGAGAGAGGCAGCCACCUCCAGCCGCAUGCACGAGAUCACAUCAGCCUAUCAGAGCUCAGAGAUCUACCAGAGCAUGCUGGGAAAGACGCAACAGGCAUGCCAGAGGCAGGACAAACCCAGCAUCCCCUUCAAGAGCAAAGAGUCGCCCAACGGCAUGUCCAAACUUGGAGUGCUCUUCAGGAGAACCAUGAGGAACCUCUCCCGGGACCGAAUGGGAGUUCUGAUGCGCCUCUCCCAGAACCUCAUCUACGGGUUCUUUGUGGCGUUCUUCGUCAUGCGGCUGGAUGAUGACAUCAACAAGGGGGCCGUGCAGGACCGCAUCGGCAUCAUCUACCAGGCCAUGGGCGCCUCGCCCUACACAGGGAUGCUCAACGCCGUGGCCCUGUUUCCUGCACUCAGGGCUAUAUCGGAUCAGGAGAGUAAGGAUGGCCUCUAUCAGAAGUGGCAGAUGUUUUUGGCCUACAUAUUCCAUAUCCUUCCCUUCAGCAUCAUUAGUGUCUUCAUCUUCACCUCAUUCCUCUACUGGACGGUGGGCAUGAACCCUGACCCCAACAGGUUCCUGUGUUUCUCUGCAGUCAUCACGGUUCCCCACAUCAUCGGGGAGCUCCUGACACUGGUGCUCCUGGGGGUGGUGCAGGACCCCAAUAUGGUGAACAGCGGGGUGGCGCUGCUCAACAUAGCCGGCAUCCUGGUGGGUUCCGGCUUCCUCAGGAGCACCGAGCAGAUGCCGGUGGUGUUUCAGUGGCUUAGCUAUCUGACCUUUCAGAAGUAUGGCUGUGAGCUGCUCAUCGUCACCGAGUUCCACAACCUCAACUUCACCUGCACUGACACGUCUAUGCUACCUGGGGCAUGUGUGAUUAAGGAGGGGAAUCAGGUGAUUGAUCAGGGCUACCCUGACGCUCUGUCGCGCUACACCCAGGACUUCCUGCUUCUCUACGCCUUCCUGCCUGCGCUCGUCCUCCUAGGAGUCAUCACAUUCAAGAUCCGAGACCGCAUCAUCCGCCGCUGACCCACACGGCAGAAACAAUCACUCACCUCAGGCGCCCAAAAUGGAGAAAGGCUUGUCCAGGCUAUCAACUUUGUAUAUAUAAUUGCCUGCUAGAAAUGCGACUUUAAGGAGACUUAUGCCAUUAUUGGACAGAUUUCUGCAGAAUAUUCUGCUCAUGUACUGCGCAAAUUCUGGAGGACAAAAAAGGACUUUAUCACAGUAAUGUAUUCUUAGUUCUGCUAUUGUGAAUAGCCAUAUCCAUCCGGUCCCUUUGAUGAAAAUGCCCACAUCUUAUUACCAUCUCUGCAUAGUCUGUCAAUGUUGUUUUUUUUUUCUUUAAAGAGGUGAUGGGCAUUAGUGUGUUCAAGGAAUGGAAUUUCAGCAUGACACCAUUGUAGCCUAAAUCAAAGCAGUAUAUUACGUAUAAGUCUAUUUUUUCAUUGAAACAUUCUAGCACAUAAUUUAUUGUUGAGCUUUACAUUGUAAUAAAUGUGACCAUGGUGAAUGUUUGAGAUAAUGUACACUGCAGAGUGUGUAUCAAUGCAAUUUAUUGUAUACACAGUAUAGAAAACAAAAAGGACAAAAUAGAGCUUAAAUAAAGUAUAAAAAUAUCAAUACAAAA
Messenger RNA from Clupea harengus (Atlantic herring), 2723 nucleotides. RefSeq names its product ATP binding cassette subfamily G member 5 (gene abcg5). Gene Ontology annotation, molecular function: ABC-type transporter activity; ATP binding; ATP hydrolysis activity. The record is from RefSeq and is a predicted model, not a curated record. Gene Ontology annotation, cellular component: plasma membrane; apical plasma membrane; ATP-binding cassette (ABC) transporter complex. Gene Ontology annotation, biological process: cholesterol homeostasis; cholesterol efflux; transmembrane transport. Lineage: Eukaryota; Metazoa; Chordata; Actinopteri; Clupeiformes; Clupeidae.